Molecule: messenger RNA, 937 nt
Organism: Lucilia sericata (common green bottle fly)
Lineage: Eukaryota; Metazoa; Arthropoda; Insecta; Diptera; Calliphoridae
Product: early nodulin-75
Exons: 1
Coding region: 110-796 (228 amino acids)
Source: RefSeq, a predicted model, not a curated record
GUAGUAUAAAAGGCAAAUUAUUAAACCACCAGAACAUCACAUCACUUACAACAGACAACUAGAAAAGAACAACGACACCAGAAGCAGAGUUAGCAAAAAAAUCAUUAACAUGGCCAAGUUUUACACAACUAUUGCAAUUAUUGCCAUUGCUUUGGCUUUGGUAGCGGCUGAACCUCCACGCUUCAGACAAUCGAAACGUUUCGGCAGCUUGAAAACACAAAACAAUAGGAAAUUUUUGGCUCGCCAAGAACAGGCUCCAGAGGCAGCACCUUCUCCGGCACCAUACCCACCAGCUGGUGUGACUCCAGAAAUUCCCUUUGAUUUACCAACCGAAACUGAAGCACCUGUUGCUGAACCCGCUGAAACCUACGGUCCACCAGAGCCAACACCCGAUCAAACUUAUGGUCCACCAGAACAAACACCCGAUGAAACCUACGGUCCACCAGAGCCAACACCUGAUCAAACUUAUGGCCCACCCGAAGCCGAAGACGUUCCAGCAAUAACUGAGCCCGAUAAUACCUAUGGCCCACCCACAACCGAUGACCAACCUGCCAUCGAAGAGCCAGAAGCCGAAGAAAUUCCCCAAUCGGAAGGUAAUUUAGUUUCCGAAAAUCUUAUUCAACCCAGAAAUAAGAAUAUUCGUGCUCGUUCACGAUCUGCACCAAUUCGCUCCCGUGUUCCCGCUAAACGCUCACGUUCUGCUGCUUUGCGCCAGCGCAGUGCACCUGUGCAACCACGUUUUAAUACUGUGGAAAUUAUACAUUCAGAACCAGUUCUCAUUUACACUUUACAUUAGAAAAAGUGUUGUAACAUUUAAUUUACAUUCAAACAAUUGCAGAACCAAAUAUUACGAGUAUCCCUAUUAAUUACGAAUUGUUAAGUUUUCAGUGUAUGUUAUAUUUUUAUAAAUAAAAACAAAAAGAAUAUUAAAAAUUUA